UGAGACAGUAACUUCCGAUCGUACGAAAGAUGAAAAGUCUGAAAAUUCAUGAGGAUCCAUGGAUUCCAUGGGAAGAGAUGGUCUCCAGUGGAUUUAAUUUUGAACAUUCUGAAUCUCCCAGACCUGCCUGAAACCAAAUACUGAGGACAAAAAGGAUGGAGGGCAUUUGUGUGUGUGGAAUAUGCAAAAACAGUUUUGGAGACAUACAAGAAAUGUCCAAACACAUCGUAACCCACAUACGUUUAAAACAGUGCAAGAAAUGUGAAGAAUUCCUUCCUGAUUUAGCUUGUCCCUUACCUCACUCCUGCAGCUGUCAUGCACCACGACUGUUGACAGGUGCUUGUGUGGAUGGAUCUCAGGAGAGACUUGAUCCCGGAGGAUGUUUGGCAGGUGCUUGUUUAGAUGGACCUCAGGAUAGAUGUGAUUCUGGAGGUCUGUUGGCAGGUGCUUGUGAAUACGGCCCUCAGAGUAGACAUGAUUCUGGAGGAUUGUUGGCAGAUGAUUCAGGAGGAGGACCUUUGGAUAAGGAAACGAAGAUAAAAGUAGCCAGUCAGAUUCCAGAAUGUACAGGAGCGAGAGACAAGAAUCUUGCAGAGAACAGCCAGAUGCAUGGAAUGACUAAUGAAAAUCAGGAUGGUUUAGAAAAGAAUGUGGAUCAGGAUCUGUUGGGAUAUAUCCUAACAGCCCAUCAUAUGAGUGGUGAGUGGUGUAAUAUGAAGACACAGAAAGAAGGAAGAUCUGAACAAACUGUUAUGGAUGCAGCAAAGAGUGAAAGGAAGACUGAAGGGAACACCUUAAGAGACAGUCAGGUGGUUGAUAGGAAUGGCAUCAACAUUCAAAAGAAGUCGUUCAACGAGGGUAUGAGUGAAAGUUGGAAGAAUGACAAUGGAAAGCAAGAUAGCGAAGUAGUUGAGGAGGAAGACCAUGGAAAAGACGACAGUUUUGCUUCUUCAGAUGUCUCAAGUGGUUCUGAGAAUGGAAAUGAGCAAGAAGUUGAACACGUAGAGGAAGAUCAGAAAUAUUGCACAAAUUCCUCUGAUUCUGAUGACACAAACACUCAUGAAAACAAAGAUAAAUUGGAAGAGGGAAAAGGUGAUGAUGCUAAAUCUGAGGAGGUUCUCAGGUGUCAAUUAUGUGAUAAGGAGUUUGAGAGUUCAAGAGCCCGUAAAGUGCAUCAAGCAACACAUCCAGGCGGGUUCGUGUCAGAUUGUGAUUUGUGCGGCAAGCAUUUCAAGAAUGGGAGCAACUUGGCCAGGCAUAUGAGGAUGCAUCGUGGUGAAAAACCGUACAAGUGCAAAGUUUGUGGUAAAAAGUAUGCUGAUAGGAAAACUGUAACGAUACAUGAAAGAGUUCAUACUGGAGAGCGGCCACAUAAGUGUGAGCAAUGUGGUAAAGACUUCAGUAAUCCGAAGAGUUACAGGUACCACAUAAGACAGCAUCUUGGUAAGAGGGUAAAGUGUGGAACUUGUGGAAAGACCUUUGCUUCUUCAGCCAACCUGAGUGUGCACGUGAGAACCCAUGGUGAUCAGCAGUUUCUGUGUGACAUAUGUGACAAGGGAUUCUACCAGUUAGGCAACCUUCGGAGACAUCAGAAGACUCAUCAACAAGAUGGUGAAUCUGACACAGAGAUGGUGAUGAAGAUUAACAUGCAGGGAGGGAACUUGACAAAAUCUACCCACAUUCGGAGACGGGCUAAACAUCCUCGAGCAGCAGUUAGACAAUCUGUUUGUAAAACUGACGGGCUAGAUACAUAUGGUGAAAGUCAAGCUGGCAAGUCACCUGUGUCACGUCUAAAACAGAAAUAUGCCAAGAGAAAGAUUACUAAAAGUGGAGUGAAACCAGAAGAGUGUGUAUUGCAGUGUGAUUUGUGUAGUCAGGUUUUCAGUGAUUAUAGCAGCCUGAAGAAUCAUAUCGAACUCCAUGUGAGACCCAUAUCCGUUAGAACUCGCUCAUCUUUGAGAUCAGGGUCUGCCAGAUCUGUAGACUCCGGUCUCAAUUGUGACCUGUGUGGGAAGACCGUCUCAACAAUGGUGGAGCUGAGGAGGCACAUAGCAGGUCAUGUUGGCUCAGAAGAGUUAGAUGAUGGAGAUGAGGAAGGAACUGCCUGCCUAGAUGGAGAUAUUAAAAACAGACCACAAGGGAUCCAUUUCAAAUGCUAUUUGUGUGAGAGGACUUUUAAACAAAGACAUUUACUGAAACGUCAUUUUCGGACACAUCGAGAAGAAAAGGGUCAGAUUGUUUCAUGUGAUGUAUGUGGGAAAGAUAUCCUAAGCAAAAGAUCUCAAAGGCCACAUUUAUGUGUGGGAUGUGACAGUGGCUCCCAGUGUAGGGAUACCAAUGCUAAAAUGGAGACAGGGAAUACUGGUAAAGAGACUGAUGAGGCCAAUGGAGAUAAUUCAGAUAGUGUUGUUAAUGUUAGUGCACUUUUUAGUGACGAUAGCUCCAAAUCAGAUCAAACUAAUUCUGGAAGAGAUACACAUUUGUUGGAAAAGGAAAACAGCAAAAGAAAAUACAAAAAAGCUCCCAAAAAUAAAGUGUGUGAGAUCUGUGGUAAAGCCUACAGUUCUUCCAAGAGACUGAAGUUGCAUCGACAAGAACAUGACACACCUCCAGAGCCAACAUUUACCUGUGAGAUGUGUGGGAAGUCUUUCAAUCGACUCAGUGGUUUGACACGCCACAAAAAGUCUCACGCUUCACCAAGGCUUUUUCCAUGUGAGUAUUGCGAAAAGAAUUUUAGCUGCAAAUCAAAGAUGGAAAUUCAUAUCAGGACUCACACUGGUGAGCGCCCUUACAAAUGUACAGACUGUGACAAGACGUUCGCCGCCAAGUCAGGGUACCAUCAACAUCGCCAGCUGCAUUUGCUUGGAAAAGUUAGUUGUCAGGUGUGUUCCAAGAUUCUUGCCAAUCAGUCCUACCUUAAACGGCACAUGCGUAUUCACACUCAAGAGAAGCCAUACAGGUGCAAGCUAUGUGGUGAAGCCUUCUACAUGUAUGGGACAUUCCGUAACCAUCGCCUUGCCCAUCAAGGUAUACCUCCCAAAGUCUACACCAAAAAGCAACCAGCGACGUGUGAGGUGUGUGGGAAGUAUUUUCUCAGUAAGUAUUACCUGAUUUCUCACAUGCGUCUCCACACAGGUGAGAAACCAUUCACCUGUGAGGUAUGUGGUCGAGGCUUUGUCCAAGGUCAUGGGCUUCGACGUCAUCUCCAGUUCCAUGAAAAGGAAAAGUCUCGCCCAGAGAAGAAAUUUCAGUGUCAAGUGUGCCGCAACUUCUACCCUGACCUGAAGAACCUCCAGCGGCACAUGAUAUACCAUAACAGAGAGAGGAACUGCAAGUGCCAGCUUUGUGAUAAGGCUUACAUCAGACCAAGUCACCUUAAGAGACAUAUGAUAGACACUCAUAAAAUGAAUCCAAAGUCUAUGCAGAAGCCUCAGACACUUCCACAGCCGUGUGAACCUGCUCCCCCUCUUCUACAACCUCCCCCUAUUCAACAGACCCUUCUUCCUUCUCUUCAACACCUCUCAGCUCCAUCUCCCCAUCCUUCCGCAUCUCCAUCUGUCUCUGCUCUUCCUCACACAGCAACUGCUCAUGUUCCUCCUCUAGCUCCUCCUCAACCUCCUCAAGCCACAUCACUUGUUCCUCCAGCAGGUCUUGGUUGUGCCCCUCAACCUGCACCUCUUCAUCCGUCUCAGCAGCAGCAGUAUCAACAGUCUCCAAAUAAUCUGCAAAUGCACACUUUAGCUCCAGCCAUGUUUAGCUAUUACUGAGGCCAACUAUAUUUUAGUUAUCAAAGGUGGUGAAAGCAAUGAAAUUAAACUGCAUCAAGAUGUUUACCAAUCCAUAUGAAAAACAUUAAAUUCUUCUCUUUUAAACUGGAGCAGUGAUUGAGAAAAUGUCAUCUCUCUAAAAAUGGCCCAGGCCUCCCCAGGAUACUCAGAAGUCAGUCCUUAAAUGAUAAAUUUUUCAAUAAAAUUACAUUUCUUCAAAUUUACAUACAUUACUGAGAACAGUUGACAGUUCU
Messenger RNA from Haliotis rubra (blacklip abalone), 4021 nucleotides. RefSeq names its product zinc finger protein 845-like. The record is from RefSeq and is a predicted model, not a curated record. Gene Ontology annotation, biological process: regulation of transcription by RNA polymerase II. Lineage: Eukaryota; Metazoa; Mollusca; Gastropoda; Lepetellida; Haliotidae. The transcript has 2 exons. The coding region runs from base 156 to 3767 and encodes 1203 amino acids. Gene Ontology annotation, molecular function: DNA-binding transcription factor activity; RNA polymerase II cis-regulatory region sequence-specific DNA binding.